AUGCUGUCUCUCCUGAUGGUCACCCUCUUCCUUCUCUCCUCCUGCUUCUCGGCAGGAGGAGGCAGCCCCCUCAGCGAAGGCCUGUGGUUGCUGAAGACCGAGUUUGCCCUUCACCUCUACCGGAGUGCAGCAUCAGAGAGAAACGGGACCAACUUUGUCAUCUCACCUGCCAGUGUGUCCCUCUCCCUAGAGAUCCUGCAGUUUGGAGCCCGGGGAAACACGGGCUGGGAGCUAGCAAGUGCCCUGGGAUAUUCCGUGCAAGACCCGAGAGUGAGAGAGUUCCUGCACGCUGUUUACACCGCGCUGCACAACUCCAGCCAAGGCAUUGGGAUGGAGCUGGCCUGCACUCUUUUCAUGCAAACCGGAACGCCUCUGUCUCCCUGCUUUGUGGAGCAGGUCUCCUGGUGGACCAACAGCAGUCUGGCGCCAGCCAACUUUAGAGAGCCCAACAGCACUGCCACGGAGGUCUCGAGGGGCUCACCCAGGCAGAGCACAGGUAAAGGAAAGCCAUCCCCACAGUCGGGGGAGGCUGGCACCGUGUCUUCUUGGCUCUCCAUUGUGAGCACCAUGACCUUCCAAAGCACCUGGCAAAGGAGAUUCUCUUCCAUGGCCUCGCAGACCAUGCCUUUCACCUGUGCCCACGGCCUCGUCCUUCAAGUCCCCACGAUGCAUCUGGUGGCAGAGGUCAGCUAUGGCCAGUUCCAGGAUGCUGCAGGCCACAGGGUAGACGCUCUGGAGCUGUUGUACCUGGGAAGCACAGCCAGCUUGUUCCUGAUGCUUCCGCAAGACAAGAACACCCCUCUGGACUGCAUUGAGCCACACCUCACAGCCAGAGCUAUCCGCCUCUGGGCCACCAGGCUGAAGAGAACCAGGGUGGAUGUGUUUCUCCCCAGGUUUAGGAUCCAAAUCAGUUUGAUUUUAAAAAGCAUUUUAAGAUCAUGGGGUAUCGCUGAUCUUUUUGACCCACUCAAAGCCAACUUGAAAGGAAUUUCAGGCCAAGAUGGCUUUUAUGUUUCUGAAGCAACCCACAAGGCCAAGAUGGAGCUUUCCGAGGAGGGCACAAGGUCAUCUGCAGCCACAGCUGUGUUGCUGCUGAGGAGGUCCCGGACUCCUGUUUUUAAAGCAGAUCGGCCCUUCAUCUUUCUUCUGAGAGAACAUAGCACAGGGUUUGUCUUCAAUAUUGGGAGAGUUUCAAAUCCCCUUGACUAA
This is a messenger RNA of Arvicola amphibius (Eurasian water vole), 1209 nucleotides long. RefSeq names its product serpin family E member 3 (gene Serpine3). Lineage: Eukaryota; Metazoa; Chordata; Mammalia; Rodentia; Cricetidae. The record is from RefSeq and is a predicted model, not a curated record. The transcript is spliced from 8 exons. Gene Ontology annotation, molecular function: serine-type endopeptidase inhibitor activity. Bases 1 to 1209 code for a protein of 402 amino acids. Gene Ontology annotation, biological process: negative regulation of endopeptidase activity.